Molecule: messenger RNA, 735 nt
Organism: Otolemur garnettii (small-eared galago)
Lineage: Eukaryota; Metazoa; Chordata; Mammalia; Primates; Galagidae
Gene: RND2
Product: Rho family GTPase 2
Exons: 5
Coding region: 52-735 (227 amino acids)
Biological process (GO): small GTPase-mediated signal transduction
Molecular function (GO): GTPase activity; GTP binding
Source: RefSeq, a predicted model, not a curated record
GGCGGGGCCUGGGAGGUGGGUAGCGUGGGGGGCCGGCGCGUAGCUGGGACUAUGGAGGGGCAGAGCGGUCGCUGCAAGAUCGUGGUGGUGGGAGACGCAGAGUGCGGCAAGACGGCGCUGCUGCAGGUGUUCGCCAAGGACGCCUACCCCGGGAGUUAUGUCCCUACGGUGUUUGAGAACUACACUGCGAGCUUUGAGAUCGACAAGCGCCGCAUUGAGCUCAACAUGUGGGACACUUCAGGUUCCUCUUACUAUGAUAAUGUCCGGCCUCUGGCCUAUCCUGACUCUGAUGCUGUGCUCAUCUGCUUUGACAUUAGCCGACCAGAAACACUAGACAGUGUCCUCAAGAAGUGGCAAGGGGAGACUCAGGAGUUUUGCCCCAAUGCCAAGGUUGUGCUGGUUGGCUGUAAACUGGACAUGAGGACUGACCUGGCCACACUGAGGGAGCUGUCCAAGCAGAGGCUUAUCCCUGUAACACAUGAGCAGGGGACUGUGCUGGCCAAGCAGGUGGGGGCUGUAUCCUACGUUGAGUGCUCCUCUCGGUCCUCUGAGCGCAGUGUCAGGGAUGUCUUCCAUGUGGCCACAGUGGCCUCCCUUGGCCGAGGCCAUAGGCAGCUUCGCCGCACUGACUCACGCCGGGGACUGCAGCGAUCUACUCAGCUGUCAGGACGGCCAGACCGGGGGACUGAGGACGAGAUACACAAGGAUCGAGCCAAGAGUUGCAACCUCAUGUGA